Molecule: messenger RNA, 1502 nt
Organism: Nematolebias whitei (Rio pearlfish)
Lineage: Eukaryota; Metazoa; Chordata; Actinopteri; Cyprinodontiformes; Rivulidae
Gene: olfm2a
Product: olfactomedin 2a
Exons: 6
Coding region: 51-1502 (483 amino acids)
Biological process (GO): signal transduction
Source: RefSeq, a predicted model, not a curated record
GGCAGAGCUGGCUGUCAGGCCAUUUGUGCCGGGCCACACAGGAAGCAAACAUGAGUGUUCCCAUGCUCAAGAUCGGGGCAGUGCUCAGCACUAUGGCCAUGGUGACCAACUGGAUGUCUCAGACUCUGCCCUCACUUGUGGGACUCAAUGGGACCACCGUCUCCAGAGGGGGCACCUCAGAAAGGAUUAUAAGUGCUCUUUACCCCAGCCCAGAGGAAGGCUGGCAGAUCUACAGCUCGGCACAAGACGCAGAUGGGAAGUGUAUCUGUACCGUGGUCGCACCAGCCCAGAACAUGUGUAACCGCGACCCACGCAGCAGGCAGCUCCGCCAGCUCAUGGAAAAGGUUCAGAACAUCAGCCAGUCAAUGGAGGUGCUGGACCUGAGGACCUACAGAGAUCUACAGUACGUGAGGAACACUGAGAGUCUAAUGAAAGUUGUCGAUGGAAAGCUGAAGGUGGCUUCUGAAAACCCUCGCAACCUCAAUCCAAAGGGCUUUCAGGAGCUGAAAGACAAGGUGAACCAGCUGCUCCCUCUGCUGCCAGUGCUAGAACAGUACAAGGCUGAUGCCAAGAUGAUUCUGCGUCUGCGGGAGGAGGUGAGGAACCUUUCUUUGGUGCUUAUGGCCAUCCAGGAGGAGAUGGGGGCCUACGACUAUGAGGAGCUGCGCCAGAGAGUCCUGCUGCUGGAGACCAGACUCCACUCCUGCAUGCAGAAACUAGGCUGUGGGAAGCUCACUGGUGUCAGUAAUCCCAUCACAGUGCGAGCAUCAGGGUCGAGGUUCGGCUCGUGGAUGACAGACGCCAUGAUACCCAGCUCAGACAACAGAGUCUGGUCCAUGGAUGGUUACUUCAAAGGGCGACGCGUCCUUGAAUACCGCACAAUGAGUGAUUUCAUGAAGGGCCAAAACUUUGUGCAGCACUCGCUGCCACACCCCUGGGCCGGCACCGGUCAUGUGGUCUACAACGGCUCACUGUAUUACAACAAACACCAGAGCAACAUCAUCAUCAAGUACCACUUCCGUUCUCGCAGCGUGUUGGUGCAGCGCAGUCUCAGUGGGGCCGGUUAUAACAACACCUUCCCGUACUCCUGGGGCGGCUCCUCUGACAUCGACCUGAUGGCAGAUGAGAAUGGCCUUUGGGCAGUUUACACCUCCAUCCCCAAUGCUGGGAACAUCGUCAUCAGCCGCCUGGAGCCCCAAAGUCUGGAGGUGCUGCAGACCUGGGACACGGGAUUUCCCAAGCGAAGUGCUGGAGAGUCUUUUAUGAUCUGUGGCACACUGUAUGUUACAAACUCUCACCUUGCUGGUGCCAAGAUCUACUUUGCCUACUACACCAACACAUCGAGUUAUGAGUACACAGACAUCCCCUUUCAUAAUCAGUACUCCCACAUCUCCAUGAUGGACUACAACCCUAGAGAGAGGGUCCUGUACACCUGGAACAACGGACACCAGGUGCUCUAUAAUGUCACACUCUUUCAGGUCAUUAAGACUUCUGGGGACUGA